GCCGCGGCUCCCUGCAGCCCGAGCCGCAUGACGCGCGGAGGAGGCAGCCCGAGCAGCCGGAGCCGCGGGAGCCGGGAUCCGGGCGCCGCGCGCGGGGGGUGGGCGCCGCUCGCUCCGCCCCGAGAAGCCCCUGCACGCCCAGGGACGCGGCCCCCCCGCGGCAGCCGCGCCAGGCUCCGCCGUGUGGCCGCCGCCGCCGCGGCCGCUGCCAUGUCCCCGGGGAAGCCCGGGGCGGGCGGAGCGGGGACGAGGCGGACCGGCUGGCGGAGAAGGAGGCGGAGGCGGCGGCUGGAGGCGGCGACGAGGGCGCCCGAGCUCGGACACACGGCGGGGCCCGCUUCGCGCGUCCCGGGCACGUUCCAGGGCGCGCAGGGCAUGAAGCCGGAGGCGCGGGAGGCGCGGCCGCCCCCGCGCUCGCCGGGGCUGCGCUGGGCGCUGCCGCCGCCGCCGCUGCUGCUGCUUCUCCUGGCCCAGAUUGUGUGUGCAGGUGAUGUUUCUGACUUUCGAGUGACGAAUGUCAGCACCAGGGAAAUCGGCUUAGCCUGGAGCAGCAAUGACUCAGAGUCCUUUAGGAUUCUUACUAAAGGGGCUGGAAAACUUGGGAAUGACACAACCACCAACCAAAGUAUCACCAUUGGUGGCUUACGCCCUGGAAUCAGUUAUCAUUUUGAAAUAUUUCCUCAAGGACCAAAUGGGACUGAAGGGACACCCCAGACAGUUGAUGGUAGAACUGACCCUAGUGCCGUGUUUGGCAUCCGCGUGGUCCAUGUCACCACCACCGAGAUGCGGCUGGAGUGGCAGAAUACAGAUGGUGCUUCCGCGUACGUCUACCACUUGGUUGUACAGUCUGAGAGCGGCUCCCGCGAGGUGAACAGCUCUGAGGAAGCAGCCACCCUGCAGGGCCUCAUCCCGGGCACCUUAUACAACAUCACCAUCUCUCCAGAAGCCAGCCAGGUCCGGGGACAGCUCAGCUCCAUUGUCCAGUACACACGGCCAAGCAGUGUGGCCAACAUUGUCAUAAACACCAGCACCACAGUGGCAACCUUAAGUUGGCAGAACCCUGAUGCAGCCUCGCCCACGUACUCCUACCGCCUUCUUAUUGAGAAGGCUGAAAAUUCCAGCAACGCAACUCAGGUGGUCAGGACGGAUGUCGGGGUCACUAACACCACAGUCAUGGAGUUGAUACCUGGCUCACCUUACAGAGUGGAGAUCUUUACACAAGUGGGGAAUGUCACUGAGUCUCUGACGCCCAGCUGGGAGUCUUUCUGUACAGAGCCUGCACCGGUGACCUCCUUCCACUGUGAGAUGGUCUUCAAAGAGCCAGCCUUGGUUCUGAAAUGGGCCUGCCCUCCUGGCACCAAUGAAGGCUUCGAGCUAGGGAUCAGCAGUGGAGCCUGGGACAAUGUGACACUGCUGGAGAGCUGCUCCCCCGAGAACGGCACUGAGUACAGGACGGAAGUCACGUAUUUGAAUUUUUCUACCUCGUACAACUUCAGCAUCACCACGCUGUCCUGUGAGAAGAUGGCUGUCCCCACCCAGAACACCUGCGUCACCGGCAUCACAGACCCCCCUCCUCCAGAUGGAUCCCCUAAUAUUACAUCUGUCAGUCAUAAUUCAGUAAAGGUCAAGUUCAGUGGGUUUGAAGCCAGCCACGGACCCAUCAAAGCCUACGCUGUCAUUCUCACCACUGGGGAAGCUGGUCACCCUUCUGCAGAUGUUUUGAAGUAUACGUAUGAGGAUUUUAAAAAGGGGGCCUCGGACACUUACGUGACAUACCUCAUAAACACUGAAGAAAAGGGGCGCUCUCAGGGCUUGUCUGAAGUCUUGAAAUACGAAAUCGACGUUGGGAAUGAGUCGACCACCCUCGGCUAUUACAACGGGAAGCUGGAGCCUCUGGGCUCCUACCGGGCUUGUGUUGCUGGCUUCACCAAUAUUACCUUUAACCUUCAAAACGAGGGACUCAUCAAUGGAGCUGAGAGCUAUGUGACCUUCAGUCGUUAUUCAGAGGCCGUUUUCUUGCCCCAGGAUCCAGGUGUCAUCUUUGGAGCUGUGUUUGGAUGUAUCUUUGGUGCCCUGGUCAUCGUGGCUGUGGGAGGCUUCAUCUUCUGGAGGAAGAAAAGGAAAGAUGCAAAGAACAAUGAAGUGUCCUUUUCUCAAAUUAAACCUAAAAAAUCCAAGUUAAUCAGAGUGGAGAAUUUUGAGACUUACUUUAAGAAACAGCAAGCCGACUCGAACUGUGGGUUCGCAGAGGAAUAUGAGGAUCUGAAGCUUGUUGGAAUUAGUCUACCCAAAUACGCAGCUGAGCUGGCUGAGAACAGAGGAAAGAAUCGCUACAAUAACGUUCUGCCCUAUGAUAUUUCUCGUGUCAAACUUUCGGUCCAGACCCAUUCCACUGAUGACUAUGUUAAUGCCAACUACAUGCCGGGCUAUCAUUCCAAGAAAGAUUUUAUUGCCACACAAGGACCUUUACCCAACACUUUGAAGGAUUUUUGGCGUAUGGUUUGGGAGAAAAAUGUCUAUGCCAUUGUUAUGUUGACCAAAUGUGUUGAACAGGGAAGGACCAAAUGUGAGGAGUACUGGCCUUCCAAGCAGGCUCAGGACUAUGGGGAUAUCACUGUGGCAAUGACAUCCGAAGUUGUUCUUCCGGAAUGGACCAUCAGAGAUUUCACAGUGAAAAAUAUCCAGACCAGCGAGAGUCACCCGCUGCGUCAGUUCCAUUUCACCUCCUGGCCGGACCAUGGCGUACCCGACACCACCGACCUGCUCAUCAACUUCCGAUACCUUGUUCGUGACUACAUGAAGCAGAGUCCUCCCGAGUCACCCAUUCUGGUGCACUGCAGUGCUGGGGUUGGAAGGACGGGCACUUUCAUUGCCAUCGACCGUCUUAUCUAUCAGAUAGAGAACGAGAGCACGGUGGACGUGUACGGCGUUGUGUACGACCUUCGGAUGCACAGGCCUCUCAUGGUGCAGACAGAGGACCAGUAUGUUUUCCUCAAUCAGUGUGUUUUGGAUAUUAUCAGAUCCCAGAAAGACUCCAAAGUCGAUCUCAUCUACCAGAAUACAACUGCAAUGACAAUCUAUGAAAACCUUGAGCCAGUGAGCAUGUUUGGGAAGACCAAUGGUUACAUCGCCUAAUUCCAAAGCAAAUCCUUUCUGAAGCUAACCAGACUGUCACACCCACAGCAAAGGAAAACGCCCCGAUGUUGACAUGUCUUCAUGCGUCUCUUAUCUCAAUUCUGUGUUCUGUUCUGUUAGAACUACUUUGGAGGGUGUGAAGCUGCACAUGUCAAACAUGACAGAGGAGAAGCUGGGGCUUUCAGGGCUGUGGAUGGGUGGAGCAAAUCACCUGCAUUCCUGUUACCAAUGGGAUGAAUUCACUCCCCCCCCCCCUUGGAGAAUUGUGGAAAGCCAGGAAAAGUGAGCUAUGACUUUUUUUUUUUUUUUCUUUUUCAAAACAGGUUCCUUUUUUUUUUUUUUUAAGAGACUAUUUUAUAUGAUUCACAUGCUAAAGCCAGGAUUGUGUUGGGUUGAAUAUAUUUUAAGUAUCAGAGGUCUAUUUUUACCUACUGUAUCUUGGAAUCUAGCUGAUGGAAAAUACAUAAUUGUGGGUGAUUCUUGUGUAGGGAGGGGGAUGCGGUGCCUCUUCCGCAUAAGUUUUCUAUUUGAACAUGUGCCUUUUCUGAAUUAUGCUUCCACAGGCAAAACUCAGUAGAUGUCUCUAUUUUUGUAUCGAAUCUCAUAAUUGGAAUACGUGGAAUAUUUAAACAAUAGUUUAGCAUCGGAGGUUCGCCUUCUCACUAACAUUCCUGCUCUCAUUGACUUGAGGAGGCCUCUCUCUUUGCUCCCUCCCUCCCCACGUACAUCUGUGCUCCAUUUCUUUCUUCCUUUUUUUUCCCUUCCAGUUUUCUCCAAAGACUUCUUUCUGUUGGCAACAUUUUCAGCCCAUUGGUUGGGUGAGAAUGGAAACUAAAAUAUCACAGUGAGAAUUUCUGCGGGUGGGGAUGGGAGAAGCAGAGGAAUCCUAUGGUGACAUAAAUCCUUUUCUUGUCCCUGUCUCAACCCUUUUCUCAUUUCUGUCUUUGGUAAGAAGGAUUAUUUAAAGGUGCAAUAUGUGACUUAGUGAUUCAUGAUGCUCUGGGUUUUUAGUAAUGUUUUACUCAGGUUGGCAUGUAAUGUGUGUCUGUGUGUCUGUGUAUAUGUGUGCGUGUGUGUUUUUAAAAGUGUGGCAAUCUGUGAACACUUCAGUGUGAAUUCAGUAUCAGAUUAACUCCUCUCCCCCCAAAUCCACUGGCUUUAGUCUCUAUCUGCAGUGACACAUAUCGGUAUCUACUGUAUAUAUAAAUACUAAACUCUUACAACAGUCAUUCCUAUGAUUUGAGGUGUACAGAGUCUGAUUUGUAUCAAAGAUGUAAUUAUUAUUUUUAAAACCUCUUUUCACUAUACUGCUGCUGUAAUUACUUUGAUUUUUUUAAAUGUAGAUUUAAUUUUUUUUUUUUUUUGCUUCAGGUGUGUAUUCACCAAGGAUUUCAGAAUUUAUGUGGAUUUAUUUUAUUGGUACAUAAUCUGUAAACUUCUCAAGGCAUUAACAUGAAAGGAUUUGUUUCUUUUACAUUGUGGCUCAGGUUAUAUUUUGAAGAAGUUUCGAGUUUGUUUUCUAAUAGGCAAUGAAGUAUACAAGGUCUUAUGAAGGAAUCACCGAGUCCCUGGAGUCCUGUGGCUGCUUCCCACAGUAACACAUCCUGCUGCACACUCAGGACUGUGUCCUGUUGUGAAUGGGAGCGGGGCCGUCUCUGCCUCCCUGGUCACUGUGGGCCCGAGGGAGCCCGCCUCCUGAUGCUGCCAUGUUCCUCACCUAACCGGCACUUUGAGAACUGACUGGACAUGUUAGUGGGUAUUUUGGGGUUAUAGAGGAUGACCCUCAAUGUACUGAAAGCCCUCGAUGUGGUUCAGAGGUUUCAUGCUGUAUGUCUUUUGUCCCCCUUUCCCUUUGAGGUACUGAAAGGAUUCAAAGGAGAGGUCAUGGUGGUGUCAUGAUUUGGGGAGAAUUUUGCUUCUCAAAUGGAAAUUGCACUUUUUGCUGAAUCCUUGGCAUUCUUUGGUAGGAAGCAGUUCAUUCAGUGUCAGGCCCUCCAGGGCAGGGGGUGGACAGGCUAGGUUGGCCCCUCCUGGCUCCACGUCACAGAGGGCUGUGGCUCUGUAGGUGGGGACCAGGGAAGCCACACUGUCCUGGGUGUGGGGUGGAGCUGGGUUUGGGUGUGUUGCUCUGCCCCAACUCACGCAGGCCGCGGAGAGUCCCAGGCUCCGCUCAACUCCCUGUCCCAGCAGCCGCUCUCGGGCCACACUCCUCCAUUCGUGCCUGAGGUGUCAAGUCCCAUGCAGUUUCUGAGCCCUGCUGUGUCUGCACUACUGCCACGGAGAGAGAUCAGAGGAAAGGACUUGCCUCUAAAAAAGGUCCUUUAAAAUAUCAGAGUCCCCCAGAAGAUUAAGGCAACGCAAUUGUAAACAUCUCCUAUGAAAAUGCAAAGCACAGAAGCCCUCCUCCUCCCCACCCUGCUCGGCUCGGGCUUGGGAAAUAGCUGGGCAGCAGCCCCAGCAAGCCACUCUCCAACGUCCCUCCCAAUCCCUGGAGGAAGGCUUGUGGCAGAGCGGUCUGGAAUUCCAAAUGGGCAGGUCACACGAAGGUCAUGAUGCUGCUCUGCAGCCUGCAGAGGACUGGGGACGAGGUCACUGGGGGUGGCCAGGGUAUUUCUAGCACAGUCAUUGGAAAGGGAAGAUGAAUGUGUAAAUAGUGAUGACAGGCGGGGGGCGGGUGCUCCGAGCUUCUGCCCGAGGCCCUCCCAGGAAGAUGAACUGGAACUGGGAGAGUCCCGUGGAGCCGUGGGGGUGGUUCGAGCUCCCUGCUCAGGAUUUGCAGUUGCACAUAGAAAAGCAGCCAGUGUGGGAUUCACUGUCCAUGAAAGGGCUAAAGAUUGGGGCCAGCUGGUCUGGGGGAUUUGGGCCAUCACUGUCUUCUCCCAAGAGAAAAACUUUCCGCCUCCAAAGUUGAAUCUAGUGACGACUGGCACCCGUGGGAAGUGACAUUUGGUGUCUGUUCCCCGUGGCCACAUUGUGACCUCCAGCCAGACUUCGGCAUAAUUUCUUUCUUUCUUUUUUUUCUUCCCCAGCAUAAUUGACUCCACUGGAUUUGUACUUUGUAAAGUCAGAGGCUCUGGGGGGUGGGGGUGGGGUGGGGUCAACUAUGCAGCUGAUUCAUAUUUGUGUUUCAUUGGGGAUGAAAAAGCCUGGUUUUUAUUUUAUUAUUUGAAAUGCUUGAUUGCGCUUGUUGAGCUAAACAAAGUCUUGGUGACUGAUGUUGAUUUGCCUCAAAAGUCCAAGUUCCUGAGUUUUCCGACUACUGUGUAGCAGCUGUGUGUUUAACAUACUGUAGCUUUUUCUCCCUUGGGGGCACAUAUGAAUAGGACAUGUUGAUGUGGACUCUAAACUGUAAUUUUCUUGUAACUAUUUUGGAAUGAUGCAUAUUUCUAAUGUUUGUUAUACUUGUACAGAGUAUUGCUGUUGGUUGCUUUUUUUUUUUAAAGGAAAAAAAAAUGGCCUGAAAAAAUUUUUUAAAGAC
Sciurus carolinensis (gray squirrel) is the source of this 6613-nucleotide messenger RNA. It is a transcript of the gene Ptprj, whose product is annotated as protein tyrosine phosphatase receptor type J. Lineage: Eukaryota; Metazoa; Chordata; Mammalia; Rodentia; Sciuridae. Gene Ontology annotation, molecular function: cadherin binding; protein tyrosine phosphatase activity. The record is from RefSeq and is a predicted model, not a curated record. Gene Ontology annotation, biological process: angiogenesis; protein dephosphorylation.